AUGGAGGUUGGGGAAAUGGACAGAAAGGAGACACAAACAGAGGUUCCAUGGAUCCCCACAACCCCUGCUAAGCCCAUUCUUCCAAAACCAGUGCCGAUCUACUCACCUGGGGAGGGAAACCAGCUUGACCAUUGUGCUAAUGGAACAGUUGCAUGUUUUGAAUUCUCACCUGGGGUCGAGAAAAACAGGACGCCCCAUGAUGGGUCAGCACCUGCGGCUACAGUGGCAAACAUUGCCGGUGACAAUAGCAAAACUUGUGAUAAUGUUUCCAGCUGGAGUAAUCUCAGCUUUUCCGAACUUUUGUUCCUGGCAGAUGCAGCAUCGGCAAAUUCUAAUACAACACUACCAGGCAAUGAUGAUGGAUUAAAGAAUCCAUUUAUUCCUUCAAUCAACCAUGACAACACCCGGGAUCCUCAUGGAUCUUUUGACACAGAAACAUUGGACAUUGCUUGCUGUAGCAAGAGAACUUCCCAGCAUACCCCACUUGCACCAGACAAUGCCAUCAGAGCAGAAAGCAAACAAAUAGCAUCAAUGCAAGUCAAUAUGGAAGAAAACGAUCCAGGAGGGGAAGAAAAAAAUGUCCCUGCCAGAAAUGUUGACAAUAAUGGAACCCUACCCAACAAAGAACUCUGUGACCCUGUCAUAGAAUUUGCUACUGUUUCUUCACCAUUCAAAGAGAAUCACAACCUGGUUAAGGGAAGCAGCCAUGAUAUUGAUCUAAAUAAAAUACAACAAAAACCAAGGAGAAGAAAGCACCGCCCCAAGGUCAUCAUCGAAGGCAAACCCAAAAGAACUCGGAAGCCAGUUACACCAAAGCAUAUUCAAUCAAAAGAAAACCCCACUGGCAAGAGGAAGUAUGUGAGAAGGAAAGGACUGACCAAGACUUCUACUCCUCCAACAGAAGUGACUGGAGAGUUGACUAAAGAAAUGUCCCAACCUGCCAAAGUAUCUUGUAGAAGGUCUUUAAAUUUUGACUUAGGAGCAAGAGAUGAAAGUUUUGCAGGCAGAGAAAACGAAACUGCAAAUCUGGGCAAAGAAAAUGGUGUAGUUGUACAAGAUACCAAUGUAGGCCUUGCCUAUAUAUACACUUCCACGAAGCUGGCAUCAGACGGUUACAUGUCAUUACCAGAAGACCCACAAGCCCCAAAUACAUCUCCUUCAAGAAGUAAACCCCCUGGGGCAAAGCCAAAAGAAAACCCAACUGGCAAGAGGAAGUAUGUGAGAAGGAAACGAUUGAACAACGCUUCUGCUCCUCCAACGGAAACUACGGGAGAAUUGACUAGAGAAAUUAUGCCUGGAUCUGCCAAAGUGUCAUGUAGAAGGUCCUUAAAUUUUGACAAAGAAGCAAGAGGGGAAAGUUCUGCAGUCAAAGAAAAUGCAACUAUGCAUCUGGACAAAGAAAUUGAUGUAGUUGCCCAGGAAAUGAAUGAUCUAAACACUUCCAUUACACAGGCACCAAACAGUUACAUGUCAUUACCAGAAGAUGCACAAGCCCCAAAUAUAUCUCAUUCAAGAAGAAAUCCCCCUGAGGCAAAGCCAAAAGAAAACCCAACUGGCAUGAGGAAGUAUGCUAGAAGGAAAGGAUUGAACAACACUUCUGCUCCUCCAACAGAAGUGACAGAAAUGAUGCCCAUGUUUUCAAAUUUUGACAAAGGAGCAAGAGAUAAAAAUUCUGCCGACAAAGAAAAUGCAACUGUGCAUGUGGGCAAAGAAGUUGGUGUAGUUGCACAGGAAAUGAAUGUAGGCUGUGCCUAUUAUCUAAACACUUACACGAAGCAGGCAUCAAAUAAUUACAUGUCACCACCUAAUGACACACAAGCUCCAAGAACAUCUCCUUUAAAAAGCAAUCCCCCUGGGGAAAAGCCAGAAGAAAUUCCAACGGGCAAGAGGAAGUAUGUCAGAGCAAAAGGAUUGAAUAAUUCUUCUACUACAACAGAAAUGACAAGAGAAUUGACUGAAGCAAUAACGCCUGAAUCUAACAAAAUGUCAUGGAGAAGGUCCUUAAAUUCUGACGUAGGAAAAAGAGAUGAAAGUUCUGCAGGCAGAGAAAAUUUAAAUGUGUAUAUUGGCAAGGAAAAUACUGUGGUGAUAGAGGACACACAUGUAGACCUUGGCUCUGAUCAGAACACUAGGAUGAAGCUGGCAUUAAAUAAAUACAUGUCAGUUCCUGAAGACAUACAAGCUUCAGGUACAUCUUCAAAAAGAGAUCUCCCUGGGGCAAAGUCAAAAGAAAACCCAACUGGCAAGAGGAAAUAUGUAAGAAGGAAAGGAUUGACCAAGACUUCUACUCCAACAGAAACGUCACGAGAAUUGACUGAACCAAUAAUGUGUGAAUCUACCAAAAUAUCAUGUAAGUCCUUAAAUUUUGACAAAGAAGCAAGAGAUGAAAGAAAUGAAGGCGGAGAAAGCCUUUCCCAUGAUCAAAACAGUUUGGUGAAGCAGGCAUUAUAUAAUUACAUGUCAUCUGAAGACAAACAAGCCCCAAGUACAUCUCUUUUGAAAAGCAAUCCCCCUGGGGCAAAGCUGAAUGCCAACUCUGUAGAGAACAAAAACAAAAGAAAGGGCCAGGAAACUGCUCAGGAUGGAAACAUCAGUAGCAGUCAAAUUUCAACAAUAAGGUCACAAACGGUUGGUUCCAAGAGAAAACGUUCUAGUACCACUAAACGUGCAGAUAAAAGCAGCUUGAAUCUGAAUGGGGCACAGUAUAAUGGGUUGCCCUCAUACCAGACAAAGUUUUCGGUUCAGUUUCCGAACAUUCAGAAGAAGAGGAGAACUGAAAAGGGGAAAACUUCUGACACUUACAUUACAUCUUCCGUGACUACCACAAAAGAAGUGCAACUAACAUGCCCUCAAGAAGAUGCACCAGCACGUCCUUAUGCAUCAAGCUCUAGCUGCUGGAUUUAUAGUUCUGGAUGUAGUGCAGCUAGAGUUCCAGCCAUAAGUGAAUCAGCGGCAAGUGUUAUUCAUAAUACUCAAAUAUCUGAUGAGUUCAUCUUUGUUAGAAGGCUGAGGGAAUGUUCUAUAUCUUCUACUCAAAUUUGUGGUUGUGGUUCUCUAACCAGAAUUAGAAACUGUGAUACUGAAUCAAAUUAUACUGCAAAACAACUAGGCAUCUCUGACAGACUAACAUUUGGGGAUGCAGAAAGGCCACAAAAAUGCAUGGAUGCUUUAGUUGCAGACAUGCAUGCAUCAUUCACAAAAAAACAGCGAAGUAGAAAGAAAAGUGCUCUUUCCAAUUCAGCAUCUUCUAGCACCAAUGAGAUGCAACAGCACCAUAAUUUUGUGUUGGAAAAUUACCACCUGCCGCUGGUGAAGUCAUUAGAUAUGGCUUCUGGAGUAAUAUGGAAAACCAUGGAGGAUGUCGAUGCAUUAGCAGAGCGAAUCAGACAACUAAACAUCAACAGAGAAACCAGAGGCCUUGUCUUACACCAGCAGAAUGCUCUUGUCCCUUAUAAACAGGAAAAUCAAAAUCAAAGCAGCCUUGUCCGUGGAGAUGGCAUCAUCAUUCCCUUUCAGGGAUCAUUUGAUCCCAUCAAAAAACAGCAACCACGACCUAAAGUUGACCUUGAUGAGGAGACUGAUAGAGUGUGGAAGCUUUUGAUGUUAGAUAUAAACAGUCAUGGGAUUGAUGGAACAGAUGAAGACAAGGCCAAAUGGUGGGAAAAAGAAAGGAAUGUGUUCCGUGGAAGAGCAGACUCAUUUAUUGCACGGAUGCAUCUUGUACAAGGAGACAGACAAUUUUCUCAAUGGAAAGGGUCAGUCGUGGAUUCAGUGGUUGGAGUUUUCCUCACUCAAAAUGUCUCAGAUCAUCUUUCCAGUUCUGCAUUCAUGUCCGUUGCUGCUCGAUAUCCGCAAAAGUCAAGCAGCAUGUGCAAAGAAUACCAUGGGGAAGGCACAAACCUGGUAGUUGACAAACCACAAGUGCACAUAGUAGAACCAGAAGAGAACACAGAAUGGGAUGUAAAAGUAUUGAAUCAGCCUGUUUAUGACCAGAGUUCUAUGACAGUAGACACCAUUGAUCAUUCUGAAGAAAAAGAAGCUGUCAACAGCAAUGAUUCCUGCAGAACUGCCAGCAGUUUAGUUAGCUUAAUGGAUGAAUCAAACUGCAGACCGUCAGAAUCAGCUCAAAUAAAUACCAAGGAACACCAUAGUCCUACGAGGAGUGGACUAAUUACCACUAUGACUGAGGAAGGGGAAGAAAAAUCAAGUUUCGAGGAUGUUACAAAAGAGUUGAAUGAAAUAGUUUCAUCCCAAUGCUCUGUCAUUUCAUCUCAAAUUUCUGGAGAUAUUUCAAAUUACCAAAAUCCUGAGAAGAUAGGAUCCUGCUCAGAUAGCAACUCAGAAGUAGAAGAUCUGUCAAGCACAGCAAAGUUCAACAGAUUUUAUAAAAGCUCUUCUGUCAGUAAGCUUCUCGAAAUGGGAAGUCCAGCCAAGUUACACGAAAUUAACAGUCAAAGAAGCAAAUCAAGUGGGAACUUAAGAGAAUCAUACGAUCAAUCUGCAGGCAUGAAGCAUGACAGCCCAACAGAAAGCUUGAAAAAAUCAAUUGUUACUCAAGGCUCUUUAGAAGCAUCCAGCAUCCCAUCUCAUGAAUAUACUUUGAAACCAACCCCUCACUCAGGAGUACUUGAAGUUAACUGCUUUGAUCCUCUCAAAACACAGGCUUCAUCAAGUGGUUUCUUAAAGAAAAAAGAUGAAAAUGAGAUGAACAGACCUAGUUUUCAAACCAGAGAGUCUGCAGGCCAAGUUGCAACUACCCAUUACCAAAGUAUUGUAUCUCAGGUCCAUCCUCUGGAACAAAGCAAUCACAUGCAGCAUAGCUUUUUCAACAUUUCUGGACAAACUCAAGAUCUUCUGCGGAAAGAAGGUGGGUCAGAGCUUGGUGACCACAAAGAUGCUGUGGGGAAUGAAACAAAUGAGAAAAGUUCUUCCCCAGUAAAAUUAAAGAACAGGGGACAAGGAAACGAUAAAAAGGAUGAUUUUAAGGUUAACUGGGAUAAUUUAAGAAUAAAAGCAGAAGCUAAGGCUGGGAAAAGAGAAAAGACAGGAAACACCAUGGAUUCUUUGGACUGGGAAGCUGUGAGAUGUGCAGAUGUCAGUGAAAUUGCCAAUGUCAUCAAAGAACGGGGCAUGAACAACAGGCUUGCAGAACGUAUUAAGAAUUUCUUGAAUCGACUGGUUGAAGAACACGGAGGCAUUGAUCUUGAGUGGCUGAGAGAUGUUCCACCUGACCAAGCAAAAGAAUACUUGCUCAGCAUAAGAGGAUUGGGAUUGAAAAGUGUGGAGUGUGUGCGGCUUUUAACACUGCACCAUCUUGCCUUUCCGGUGGACACAAAUGUUGGACGUAUAGCAGUACGACUGGGAUGGGUACCUCUGCGGCCACUGCCUGAGUCACUACAGUUGCAUCUCCUAGAAUUGUACCCAGUGUUGGAGUCUAUACAAAAGUAUCUCUGGCCUCGACUGUGCAAGCUAGAUCAAAGAACAUUAUAUGAGCUACAUUACCAGAUGAUUACAUUUGGAAAGGUCUUCUGUACAAAAAGCAAACCAAAUUGUAAUGCAUGCCCAAUGAGAGGAGAAUGUAGACACUUUGCUAGUGCAUUUGCAAGUGCAAGGCUUGCCCUGCCUGGACCAGAGCAGAGGAGUAUAGUUAGCACAGCUGGAAAUAAUGUGACUGAUCAUAACCCAUCUGUGAUCAUCAGUCAUUUGUACUUGCCACUCCCUGAGAACACAAACCAAGUAGAAGAAAUUCAGCAAAAAGAAUUGAGCAAGCAACUGGGAUCAAAAUCAAAAUCUGAAAUUAAUAUCUGCCAACCUAUUAUUGAAGAGCCGACAACCCCAGAGCCAGAAUGCUCACAACUAUCACAAAAGGAUAUCGAGGAUGCCUUCUACGAGGAUUUGUGUGGAAUUCCUACCAUCAAACUCGAUAUAGAAGAGUUCACUUUGAAUUUACAAAAUUAUAUGCAAGAAAACAUGGAACUUCAAGAAGGUGAAAUGUCAAAGGCCUUAGUUGCGUUGAAUCCAGAAGCUGCUUCCAUUCCUAUGCCAAAGUUAAAGAAUGUGAGCCAAUUACGAACAGAGCAUUGCGUUUAUGAACUCCCAGAUACGCAUCCUCUCCUGGAAGGGUGGGACACGCGAGAGCCUGAUGAUCCUGGCAAAUACCUUCUUGCUAUAUGGACUCCAGGUGAGACAGCAGAUUCUAUACAGCCACCUGAAAGCAAAUGCAGCUCUCAAGAAUGUGGCCAACUCUGUAACGAGAAUGAAUGUUUCUCAUGCAACAGUUUCCGGGAAGCAAAUUCACAGAUAGUUAGAGGAACACUCCUGAUACCAUGCCGAACAGCUAUGAGGGGGAGCUUUCCACUAAACGGCACCUAUUUCCAAGUCAAUGAGGUAUUUGCUGACCAUGACUCAAGUCUCAACCCCAUUAGUGUUCCCCGAAGUUGGAUUUGGAACCUCAAUAGGCGAACAGUAUAUUUUGGAACCUCCAUGCCAACAAUAUUUAAAGGUUUAUCAACACAAGAUAUUCAACAAUGCUUUUGGAGAGGGUAUGUCUGUGUGCGGGGGUUUGACAGGGGAUCGCGAGCACCCCGUCCUCUGAUGGCUAGACUACACUUCCCAGUUAGCAAGAUGACCAAAUACAGAGAGAAGACAAGAAAAGAGGCGACUUCAGCAAAAUCAAAAAGAAAGAAACUAAAUCCAAAUCCAGAACACCCCGAAUUGAUUUCAAACAGUCACAACCUUCAGGAGAGUGGAAGAGCCUGAAGACAAGUCGGUA
Gastrolobium bilobum is the source of this 6772-nucleotide messenger RNA. RefSeq names its product protein ROS1A-like. The record is from RefSeq and is a predicted model, not a curated record. NCBI's taxonomy places the organism in Eukaryota, Viridiplantae, Streptophyta, Magnoliopsida, Fabales, Fabaceae. The transcript is spliced from 19 exons. Gene Ontology annotation, biological process: base-excision repair. Gene Ontology annotation, molecular function: 4 iron, 4 sulfur cluster binding; DNA demethylase activity; DNA N-glycosylase activity. Bases 1 to 6759 code for a protein of 2252 amino acids.